Molecule: messenger RNA, 7332 nt
Organism: Sardina pilchardus (European sardine)
Lineage: Eukaryota; Metazoa; Chordata; Actinopteri; Clupeiformes; Clupeidae
Gene: ppip5k1a
Product: diphosphoinositol pentakisphosphate kinase 1a
Exons: 31
Coding region: 438-4505 (1355 amino acids)
Biological process (GO): inositol metabolic process; inositol phosphate biosynthetic process
Cellular component (GO): cytosol
Molecular function (GO): 5-diphosphoinositol pentakisphosphate 1-kinase activity; inositol hexakisphosphate kinase activity; diphosphoinositol pentakisphosphate kinase activity
Source: RefSeq, a predicted model, not a curated record
CAAGGUUGGUUACACUUCAAAAGCUGUCAACGGAGAAGGAAGCAGUCAAACGUCAACAAAACGGUUUAUCUGAAUCAAACCCUAUGAAGAAUGGCUUAUCAUCAGGAGGUCAUAUCUGGACUUGCCCACUCACAGGCAGUCCGCACGAGAGACUGAUCUGAGAAUGACCACUCCGCGUCCCCCUGUCACCACCACAGGCUCCUCACCGUAAUCAGACCGACCCCCCUCAUCCCCCACCCCAGCCCACCGUCCCUCUCCUCCUCUUCUCUUUUCGGGUCUGACCACCGGAACCGCCCGUGAGUCAUCGCAGUGUUCCUCUGCCCCCUGGCACGGCGCCCCUCGCUGGGUGAGUGGCGGGCCGGCGUGCGUGCGGUGGGCGGGCGUGCGAUGGCGCGGCGGUACGCUGAGGCUUGUAGCCGCCGCCGUCGUGGACUGUGAUGUCAGAGGCGGGCAGCCAGGGUGAGAGCCAGCGCGGCGCUCCCAGAUUCUUUGUGGGCGAGGAGGACGACGAUGAGAGCGAGGGAACGGACCACGGCUGCAGCAUGAGGACCGACGUGGAGCUGUACGAGGACGACGAGGAGGCCGACUCGCCUCCAGAGAGGCAGAUCGUGAUGGGGAUCUGCUGCAUGAUGAAGAAGUCCAAGUCCAAACCCAUGACUCAGAUCCUGGAGAGGCUGUGCCGCUUCGAGUACAUCACCGUGGUGAUCUUCCCCGAGGACGUCAUCCUCAACGAGCCCGUGGAGAAGUGGCCACUCUGUGACUGCCUCAUCUCCUUCCACUCCAAAGGCUUUCCACUGGAUAAAGCCGUAAGCUACGCCAAACUCAGAAACCCUCUUCUGAUCAACGACCUGAACAUGCAGUACUACAUACAAGACAGGAGAGAGGUGUACCGUAUCCUGCAGGAGGAGGGCAUUGACUUGCCUCGCUACGCCGUGCUCAACCGGGACCCAGACAAACCACAAGAGUGUAAUCUGGUGGAGGGGGAGGACCAUGUGGAGGUGAACGGGGAGGUGUUCCCCAAACCGUUUGUGGAGAAGCCGGUGUCUGCCGAGGACCACAACGUCUACAUCUACUACCCCACCUCAGCCGGCGGAGGCAGCCAGAGACUCUUCCGGAAGAUCGGCAGCAGGAGCAGUGUGUACUCUCCCGAGAGCAGCGUGAGGAAAACUGGCUCCUACAUCUAUGAGGAAUUCAUGCCCACAGAUGGCACAGAUGUUAAGGUGUAUACUGUGGGUCCUGACUACGCGCACGCUGAGGCGCGUAAGUCCCCUGCGCUGGACGGGAAGGUGGAGCGGGACAGCGAGGGCAAGGAGAUCAGAUACCCCGUCAUGCUGACCGCCAUGGAGAAACUGGUGGCUCGCAAAGUCUGCCUGGCCUUCAAGCAAACAGUGUGUGGCUUUGACCUGCUUCGUGCCAAUGGCCACUCCUACGUGUGUGACGUCAACGGAUUCAGUUUUGUCAAGAACUCUAUGAAGUACUAUGACGACUGUGCCAAAAUCCUGGGGAACAUUGUGAUGAGAGAACUGGCCCCGCAGUUUCAGAUUCCCUGGUCCAUCCCCACCGAGGCUGAAGACAUCCCCAUCGUCCCCACCACCUCAGGCACCAUGAUGGAGCUACGAUGUGUCAUCGCUGUGAUCCGACACGGCGAUCGCACCCCUAAACAAAAAAUGAAGAUGGAAGUCCGCAACCCCAUGUUCUUUGAGUUGUUUGAGAAGUAUGGGGGCUAUAAGACAGGCAAGCUGAAACUCAAGAAGCCCAAACAACUUCAGGAAGUGCUGGACAUUGCCCGGUUGCUGCUGAUGGAUCUGGGCCAGCGCACGGAGGUGGAGGUGGAGGAGAAGAAGUCCAAACUGGAACAGCUCAAGACCGUGCUGGAGAUGUAUGGCCAUUUCUCUGGGAUAAAUAGGAAAGUCCAGCUGACCUACCUGCCACACGGACAACCCAAGACCUCCAGUGAGGAAGAGGACACCCGUAAGGAGGAGCCAUCCUUGCUGCUGGUGCUCAAGUGGGGAGGGGAGCUGACCCCAGCUGGCCGGGUUCAGGCUGAGGAGCUGGGCCGAGCCUUCCGCUGCAUGUACCCUGGAGGACAGGGUGACUACGCUGGGUUUCCUGGUUGCGGUCUACUCAGACUUCACAGCACCUACCGCCACGACCUCAAAAUCUACGCUUCUGACGAGGGACGCGUGCAGAUGACUGCAGCAGCCUUCGCUAAGGGUCUGCUGGCGCUGGAGGGUGAGCUGACGCCCAUCCUGGUGCAGAUGGUGAAGAGCGCCAACAUGAACGGCCUGCUGGACAACGACAUCGACUCGCUCAGCAGCUGCCAGCACCGCGUCAAGGGCCGCCUCCACGAGAUCAUGCAGAAGGACCAGGACUUCACCGAAGAGGAGUACGACAAGUUGGCCCCCACUGGUAGCUGCUCCCUGGUCAACUCCAUGAAGGCGGUGGGAAACCCUGUGUUCACGUGUGACAGCGUUUACGCCCUCAUCCAGAGCCUCACCUCGCAGAUCCGCAAGAAGAUGGAGGACCCCAAGUCCGCAGACCUGCAGCUGUACCACAGCGAGACCCUGGAGCUGAUGCUGCAGCGCUGGACCAAGCUGGAGCGCGACUUCCGCAUGAAGAGCGGCCGCUACGACAUCAGCAAGAUCCCCGACAUCUACGACUGCAUCAAGUACGACGUGCAGCACAACGCCUCCCUGGGCCUGGAGAACACCGUGGAGCUGUUCACCAUGUCCCGCGCGCUGGCCGACAUCGUCAUACCACAGGAGUAUGGCAUUAAUAAAGUGGAGAAGCUGGACAUCGCCUAUGCCUACUGCCUCCCUCUGGUCAAGAAGAUCCAGCUGGACCUGCAGAGGACUCAUGAGGACGAGUCUGUGAACAAGCUGCACCCUCUGUACUCCAGAGGAGUUCUGUCUCCAGGACGACACGUCCGCACACGUCUCUACUUUACCAGCGAGAGUCAUGUGCACUCUCUCCUUAGUAUCUUCCGCUACGGAGGCCUUCUCGAUGAGGAGAAUGACCAGCAGUGGAAGAGGGCGAUGGACUACUUGAGCGCAGUUUCCGAGCUCAACUACAUGACUCAGAUAGUCAUCAUGCUCUAUGAGGACAACAACAAGGACCCUUCGUCAGAGGAGCGCUUCCACGUGGAGCUGCACUUCAGCCCGGGGGUGAAGGUGAGCGAGGAGGAGAGCGCUCCCCUGGGCUUCGGCUUCAGGCCAGCGUCCAGCGAGAAUGAGCAGAAGCAGACCGACCCUGGCAGCCUGGAGAAUCUGUCUCGAGAUGAGCCAGACCGCGCCCUUCCUCUCUCUGACUCAAUCAGCACACAGAGGCGCUCCCCCCUCAUCCGCAACAGGAAGACAGGCUCCAUGGAGGUCCUGUCUGAAACGUCCUCGUCUAAAGGGGGAAGCUACCGCCUCUUCUCCUCUUGCUCACGCCAGUCCCCUGAGAUGAAACAAAGUGGCCUAGGCUCCCAGUGUGCCGGCCUGUUCAGCACCACCGUGCUGGGGGGGUCCUCUAGCGCCCCCAACCUGCAGGACUACGCACGCACCCACCGCAAAAAAUUCUCCUCCGGAAGCUUGUCGUAUAAAGACGAAUUGUUGUGUAUGCCGGCUGUAAAGCGAUUUUCUGUGUCGUUUGCAAAGCAUCCGACUAAUGGUUUUGAAGGCUGCUCGAUGGUGCCCUCCAUCUUCCCUCUGGAGACGCUGCACAACUCGCUCUCCCUCAAACAGGUGGACGAGUUCCUCACCGCAGUGUGUGAGAGCGCCGGAGACUCGCACGCCAGAUCCACCAGAGCCUUGUCAGCCAUGUUUGAUGCCCACAACCAUCCCUGUGUGGACUCCUACAUCCCUCAGCGUGUGCUCUCAUCGUCCGUGUCGCUACGGCAACGCUCUGACAAGCCCCCCUGGUACAGCAGCGGUCCCUCCAGCACGGUGUCCAGCGCCGGGCCGUCCUCGCCCACCACGGCCGACACGUCGCCGCGCUUCAGCUUCAGCGAGAAGACGCCGCUGACCCCGCAGAGCAGCGAGGAGGCCCACUCGGCCCAGCACAGCCUCCACAACACCCCCACCAGCCCCCCCGAGCCGCCCACGCACCCCUCCAUGGACCCCCACCACCACCACCACCACCCGCCGCCGCCGUCCAGCCCUGGACAGGGUGCCGAGGACGGGCCCGACGCGGGCGAGGCCGAGGAGAACGUGGAGCUAGUGGAGGAGCCGAAGGAGGAGGAGGAGGAGGAGGAGGAGGAGGAGGUCAUGCCCGAGCUGGAGUGCCCGGCGCUGGCGGGGCUGGUGCGCGGGGAGCCGCUGUGCUCGGUGCCCGGCUCGCUGCCCGUGCUGCUGGAGCUGCGGGAGAGCAGCUCGGAGGCCGGCUCCAACACGCAGACGCCGCUCUCGCCCGACGAGCCGCAGCAGUUCUUCGACACGCAGGAGUCGCUGGAGCCCUGGAGGAGCAGCCCCACGCCCGGCACCCCGCUGGAGGUGGGCGGACCGCCCCACGUGCCUGAACCCUGACCCCCCCCCCCGUCGACCCCGGAAGGGGGGAACGAGACGAGACGAGACGGACAGACAGACGGAUCGGGAGGAGAACGAGAGUGAUAUCUCACGAGAUGGGAGAAGGAGUGACGUGAGAAGGAACGAUCGCUCAAUGGCAAAAAAAAAAGGUUAUUGAGAAGCGUGAGAGAAAACAAAAAAGGAACGGAAGAACAGGGAAGGAGAGGAAAAAGAUGGCUGUGUGUGGAGCCUCGGCGUGUCUGAAGACAGAUAGCCAGACCAGACUGCUUCAGGACCAUCCUUCCUCCCCCCGUUGUGUACUCUGUAGUGCUGUUGUGUCCAGUGGCAGUAGUGUUGUGUCUCAUUGUCCAGCCUCUCAGCCGCUUCCCAGUGAAGUCUUGUGCCCUUUGUGACAUCACACCUGUCUCCAUAGCAACAGCAACAUGGAAUGUCAUGACGAGUGCUGAUGUGCCGCUUCCUGUGUUAUGACUUAUAAGGAAGAGUGACUGUGUCGAGCCAAUGUUAGGAGGAUACUACAAGUGAAGAACUUGGUGAUUCCCUUUCAGAGGGAAUCAAAGUUGACUGCUACGGUUCUUUUUUUUUUUUUUUUUUUUUAGUGUAUGAGUGACAUGUAGAUGCAGAUCCACUUGGUUGAAUCAGCUCCUGGGUGCAUGACGAAAGCAUUUUUCUCUCCUCCGUGGAGGUGUUUGCCCAUUGUUUCAUUUGCACGUGGCUUGUGUAAGAAGAGGGUCUGGACGCUUGGUUGACCAAACCUAAACAAAGUGACACGCACCUGUUGUGACGGUCCUGCCUUUGAGAAAGUGUUCUCUCACCCCAAGACACUGAUGCAGCUUCGGUGGAGAGAGAAAGCGUAAUAGUCCAGUCUCUCUUGCCCUUUGACUGAUUGUGCUCUGUGUGCAGCUGACUGUGCUUUGAUUAGUGCCACCGCAGUUGUCCUCCGCUGAGCUCGCCUCUGGAUCGGCAUGAAACUGACAUUUUGCCUUUUUUUUUGUCUGUGUGUGUGUGUGUGUGUGUGUGUGUGUGUUCCUGUCUGUUGCGUUUGUUUUAUGUGUUUACUGUAGGUGUGCUUCAGUAGCUUCACAGGACGCCCCUGCCCCCCCCUGGCCCACCACUUUACCCACCCCCAGGCAUGGCACCAGUGGGGCAGAAUAACUCACUAGCCAUGUGCCCAGUGCUCUCUCUCUCUCUCUCUCUCUCUCUCUCUCUCUCUCUCUCUCUCUUUCUCUCUCUGUCUUUCUCUCUCUCUCUCUAUGUCUUUCUCUCUCUCUCUCUUUCUCUCUCUGUCUUUCUCUCUCUCUCUCUAUGUCUUUCUCUCUUUCUCUUUCUCUCUCUCUCUCUCUCUCUCUCUCUCUCUCUCUCUGUAUUUCGCUCUCUUUCUUUUUCUCUCUCUCUCUCUCACUCACACAGCUGGCCUCACCCUCUGCUAGAGGUGCAUAGCAUCUACUUCACUUGCUCAGUCACUGCCAGUCUCUGCCAGGCACACAUUUGGAACUUGGACACGCACAUAUACACACACUCAAACACACACACACGCACACACUUACAUCUUCUUUCUCGCUCUCUCUUUCUCUGUCUCUCUCUCAUACACACACACAUGUUCCCCCCUCUCUCUUUCUUUCUCUCUCACACACACACACACACACACACACACACACACACACACACACACACACUUAGUACUUCUGCUUCUGCCAAAGUCUCUUCUGCCUUGCCCACCAUCAAAGCUUAUAACAAUCACUUUUGCAAAUUCUAAUGAUGCACAUACAUACACACACACACACACACACACACACACACAAACACACACACAUUUAUAUAUAUAUUAUAUAUAUAAAUAUACAUAUAUAUAUAUAUACAUAAAUAAAUAUAAAUAUAGAGAGAAAAAUGAAUUUAUCAGCAAUUGUAAUGUGUAGAUAUACAGUAUUUAUCUGCAAAUGUAAAUUGAUAUUUUUAAUGUUGAGACAACAUUGACAAGAGUUGCAGUUCUAUCCCAUGCUGUAUCUUGUUUCUAUUUUUGUAAAUGAACAACCACACUUUUGAAGAGUGAACAUGCUCAUGAUUUCUUUCUCUCUUUUUUAUUUUAUCACCGGUCACCACAUCCAGGCCUGCCUUCAGAGGUGCUCGUUUGCAAUCGUUGCUCCAUGAGAUUACUGUUCUGAUAAGAUUCAGUGUGUGUUAUUGGGAAGCGUUGUGUUUACGUUGUGUUUAGGUUGUCUUUUUUUUUUUAGCUCUUAUGUAAAGUCUAUACGUGAAAAAAAAAAAAAUCAAAGUUGUUACUCCAAAUAUAGGAAAGAGAUGCUGCUACUGCUAAACAGCUAACACUGUAAAUCUACCACAAAGAGAGAAGUGCAACAGAUAGAAAAGCUAUUUGAGAAAUAUGAGAAGAUGAGAUCAUUUCAGUAGAAUAUGUUACCAUUGGACGGCAUUGGUACCCUGUGUUGGUGGAUGUUAGUGUAUCCAUCCCUGUAAAGACUCCACUAUUCAUUGGUAGCCUAACUUGAACAGAGAGACACAUUUGAGGAUUUCUUUUUUUUAAAAUCUCAGAACCAUUUGAAUGAUUCGAUCGAACGGGUUUAAAGUCAGACUUUCCCAUAUGGAAAAAAAAAUACUGUCAUUCAGUCUCUUUGCAAAUAGAUCUUCCCUUUAUUUUCUGUGGCCCAAGUGAAUCAUAAUAAGCACUAUGAAUAAAAAAGGCACAUGUUAUUUUUAUCCCUGAAUCUGAGAGAUCCUCUGCUCAAAGGUGCCACAGUAGCUGCUGUCUGUAGGCUGGUAGUUUUAAUUGGUGCAAUGGUUGAUUUGGAUGUUUCAAUAAAAUGCUUUGUCUAUA